CACCGCGGGACAGGGCUGAGGACACAGCAAUGUUUGAGAGUUCCAGUGACUGACCCUGAUGGUAAAGACAUGGAAUGUGUGUGGAUGUGUACAGAUGCCCGGCAGUGGCUCUAGGGCUCACGGGAGAGCUCACGGAGAGGAGAUGCAGGAGCAUCCUGACCUGUGCAACCAAGGAGCCUAGGCCAGACACACCAACACACGACAGAGGACAAACGGAGGACGCGCUGGCCCCUGGACCCUGCCGCCUCCCUCUUCUUCCUGGCGCCUGCCCCUGGAGGAUGAGCCCAGCCUUCAGGGCCAUGGACGUGGAGCCCCCCACCAAGGGCGUCCUGCUGGAGCCCUUUGUCCACCAGGUUGGGGGCCACUCCUGUGUGCUCCGUUUCAACGAGACGACUCUGUGCAAGCCCCUGGUCCCGAGGGAGCACCAGUUCUACGAGACUCUCCCAGCGGAGAUGCGAAAGUUCACUCCCCAGUACAAAGGUGUGGUAUCUGUGUGCUUUGAUGAAGAUGAAGACAGGAACUUGUGUUUAAUAGCAUAUCCAUUAAAAGGGGACCAUGGAACUGUGGAAAAUGUAGACAAUUCAGACUGUGAACCAAAAAGUAAGCUCCUGAGGUGGACAAACAAAAAACAUCAUGUCCUAGAAACGGAGAAGACCCCCAAGGACUGGGUGCGGCAACACCGGAAGGAGGAAAAGAUGAAGAGUCAUAAGUUAGAAGAAGAAUUCGAGUGGCUAAAGAAAUCGGAAGUCUUGUACUACAGUGUAGAAAAAAAGGGGAAUGUAAGUUCCCAACUUAAACACUAUAACCCUUGGAGCAUGAAGUGUCACCAGCAACAGUUACAGAGAAUGAAGGAGAAUGCAAAACAUCGGAACCAGUACAAAUUUAUCUUACUGGAGAAUCUGACUUCCCGAUAUGAGGUGCCUUGUGUCCUGGACCUCAAGAUGGGUACACGCCAGCAUGGUGACGAUGCUUCAGAGGAGAAGGCAGCCAACCAGAUUCGAAAAUGCCAGCAGAGCACAUCUGCAGUCAUCGGUGUGCGCUUGUGUGGCAUGCAGGUAUACCAGGCGGGCAGUGGGCAGCUCAUGUUCAUGAAUAAGUACCAUGGACGGAAGCUGUCAGUGCAGGGCUUUAAGGAGGCACUUUUCCAGUUCUUCCACAAUGGGCGGUACCUGCGCCGCGAGCUCCUUGGCCCUGUGCUUAAAAAGCUGGCUGAGCUCAAGUCUGUGUUGGAGCGACAGGAGUCUUACCGCUUCUACUCAAGCUCCCUGUUAAUCAUCUAUGAUGGCAAGGAGCGGCCUGAGGUGGCCCUGGACUCAGAUGCUGAGGAUUUGGAAGACCUGUCGGAGGAGUCAGCUGACGAAUCUGCUGGUGCCUAUGCCUUCAAGCCCAUCAGCACCAGCUCUGUGGACGUGCGAAUGAUCGACUUUGCACACACUACCUGCAGGCUGUAUGGCGAGGACAGCGUGGUACACGAGGGCCAGGAUGCUGGCUAUAUUUUUGGGCUCCAGAGCCUGAUAGACAUUGUCACAGAGAUAAUUGAGGAAAGUGGGGAGUAGAGCUUGCUGACUGCACCAGCACUUGACUCUCUGUGUCCUAGGCACAGCUGUGCUGUGUCGGGGAGGAAGCCAGUAUGGCCAGGUGGUGGCCUCUGCAGCCUGGAGCUGAUGCACAGAGGCCUCUGUGAGUCCCAACCUGAGCCAGCCCCAGCCACGCUCGGAGUCUUUAUUUAUUUUAACUGUUUCCUCAACAUUCCACAUUUGAUGAUGGAUACCUCUUUCUUCCCUGAGUGUAAAUGUUCUAAUACAAAUCCUUUUGUUAAUUGUA
This is a messenger RNA of Molossus molossus (Pallas's mastiff bat), 1824 nucleotides long. It is a transcript of the gene IP6K2, whose product is annotated as inositol hexakisphosphate kinase 2. The transcript is spliced from 7 exons. Gene Ontology annotation, biological process: phosphatidylinositol phosphate biosynthetic process; inositol phosphate biosynthetic process. Gene Ontology annotation, molecular function: inositol hexakisphosphate kinase activity. The record is from RefSeq and is a predicted model, not a curated record. Lineage: Eukaryota; Metazoa; Chordata; Mammalia; Chiroptera; Molossidae. Gene Ontology annotation, cellular component: nucleus; cytoplasm. The coding region runs from base 75 to 1556 and encodes 493 amino acids.